CUGACUAUGACAGUGUUAUAUGAAGUACAAACACCCGUUUAGGCAGAAUGUCCAAGGAUCAACACAACACAACUAAGUCAGUCAUGAAGUCAACUAGUAGAUUAGGCUGAUUGGGGAUUUGAGAGAAAGGAACAGGGGGGACGGGGGGAGAAGUUUAAGAAACUUAAAAAAUUACAGUUAAUUAAAAGAGAAGAGAAGAUGGUCUUUGUUUAGUCAGGAGCAGAAGUGGACAAGCAGCGGCUUACUGGAUUACUGGGAGCGUCGCUGGUCAUGUGAGCCAGCAUGGUCUACACUGACCCUGCUUACCGUCUCUCAGAAAGGAAGCUUAACCUGGCUGUGAAUGUGAAGUCUCACACAAACACACAUGUUCCUGCCUGAGCAUCCUUCAAUCCCCCGGGACAGACCUUAAAUGACUUCCCAAUCUCUCUUCGGCUUCCUUUCUUUCCUCCGUUAUAUCUUUCCAUCUUGGUUUUUCACCCUCUCUUCCUCUCCCAACACCUUUUAAUUAUCUUGUCUAUUUCUGGCCUUUCAUCUUCUUCUCUCCCUCCCUCAGUUUGUUUUUUUUUUCUUCUAUCUGCCUCCUCCGGAUGUCAGGAGCCUUUUAGUUGCACGUUAUACAUGAACAGCUCUUCUAUGCUCUCAUAAAUCCUGCAGGAUUCUUUGUAGGGUUUUCUUUUUGUAUUUUUUUUUUCUGCGACAGUAAAGAAUAUAACUGAAGACAGAAGAAUAAAGCAUUUCACAGCCAGGAGCAGAAACUCAGAUGUUGGCCUGACAAAAAAUUAAGACUAAAUACAAGAACAUAAAACGAAAGAUGACUGGCAAGGACAGCCUGAACAGCUGAGCUACUUCAAUGGAGUGGACUGAACUGCCUUUCUGUCCAGAUACACAACCUCAACCAAAACUGAAACACAUCAAUCAUCUGACUCACUCUACGUUUUCAUCAUCCCUCCUCCUCCUCUUGAUUGCUGCCUUCGCUGGGCUUUGUAAUGCCGGUCCACCUCAGCCUGCCCGUCCACCUCUCCUGACUGGACAACCUUUUAUCAUCUUCUGGGGCAUCAGUGACUCUUCCUGCUCCAACCGGAUAGAUCCCACCUCUUUCAGCAUGGAACGAGAGGGGCGAGUAGCUGUCUUUUAUGAAAAUACAUUGGGUAACUACCCAUACUUUAUAGACAAAAACACACCAGUUAAUGGGGGGCUUCCACAGCACACGCGCUUGGACAGCCACGUCCAGAAGACACAGCAAGACUUGGAGGCAGCUUUACCAGCCCCCAGGUAUCUUGGACUUGGGGUGCUGCGCUGGGCAGAGUGGGUACCCCAGUGGUCCAGGAACCGAGAGAAACAAGCAAUGUACCAGGAGGCAUCGAGGAAACUGAUGAAGACUUUUUUCCCCAGCUGGACCACUGACGAAGUGGAGAAGUGGUCACGGGUGGACUUUGAGGCUGCAGCUCAGUCGGUUAUGGUGGAGACUCUACGGGAGGUCAAAAGGUUGAGGCCCAAAGCGUUGUGGGGAUUCUCCUCUUACCCCAGCUGUUACAACAGGGAUCCUCCUCAAACACAGUUAACCAAUUACACCGGCCAGUGCCCUCCUGCAGACAUGGCCCUCAACGAUGAGCUUAUGUGGCUAUGGAAACGAUGCUCAGCUCUCUACCCCUUCCUGACCCUGCAGAAGUUGCAG
This is a messenger RNA of Austrofundulus limnaeus, 1675 nucleotides long. Its product is annotated as hyaluronidase-2. NCBI's taxonomy places the organism in Eukaryota, Metazoa, Chordata, Actinopteri, Cyprinodontiformes, Rivulidae. Gene Ontology annotation, biological process: hyaluronan catabolic process; carbohydrate metabolic process. Gene Ontology annotation, molecular function: hyalurononglucosaminidase activity. Gene Ontology annotation, cellular component: cytoplasmic vesicle. The record is from RefSeq and is a predicted model, not a curated record.